AUGCCGACGCAAAAGAAGAAAACCCCGCGCCGCGCAACAAACCCCCAAUUCGACAGCCUCCUCACCUCUCUCCCUCUCGAACUCCGCCAAGAGAUCUACUCAUAUCUCUUCAGCAACACCAUCGUCGUCCUCCCUCGCCGCAUGAGAGGCAAUCCGAAAGGCUUGUCGCGCUCUCCACCAUUCCUCCUCACCUGCAAGGGCUUCUACUCCGAGGCCAUCGACUUCUACUACAAGCAUUCCAUCUUCCAAAUGAAGCAUGCUAGAGCCAACUCGCAACUUCCCUGCCUUCCGAAGUGGCUGAAGAAGAUCGGAAAGAAGCGAGCAGGUCUGAUUAGGGAGUUCCGUGUGGUUCCACCGGAAAUUGCGGAGGAAGUAGCUAAGCCUCCUGUUGAUCCGUUUACGCUGAUGACGGCUCGCUGCGAGAAUGCGGAGUGGACGAUUGAGAGAGCGAAGUACUGGGUCGGAAAAGACUCGGGCGUGGAGCAGUUGGCCAACGGAGUGUUCAAGAGCUGCGUCUGCGUGCACAUCGAAUUGUGCUCGGAGAAGGCCACGGCUCAGGAUCAGGUGUGGACUACUGAGCCGAUGGAGUACCUGAAGAAGUGGAAGCAUGACCAUGUUGACCCGCCAUGUGACCACAUUGUCGCGAAGGCUGAAUGUGUCUCAAGAUCCGGCGACUCUGUGUUCUCUUAUGGCGAGCAUGGCUAUCUAGCCUUCUAG
This is a messenger RNA of Cercospora beticola, 717 nucleotides long. RefSeq lists its product as uncharacterized. The record is from RefSeq and is a predicted model, not a curated record. Lineage: Eukaryota; Fungi; Ascomycota; Dothideomycetes; Mycosphaerellales; Mycosphaerellaceae.